AUGUCUCACGAAUCCGUCUGGAACUCCCGCCCGCGCGGCUACGGCAAGGGCGCUCGCGGCUGCCGAGUCUGCACUCACAAGGCCGGUCUGAUCCGCAAGUACGGCCUCGACAUCUGCCGUCAGUGCUUCCGCGAGAAGUCUCACCAGAUCGGUUUCGUCAAGUUUCCCACACCUCACCACGAAUUUUUCUCGACAGGCAUCUACGACGCGAUUGCGGAAAUGGAGUUGUCGGAUUUUGAUCAGGAACAUGGUUCAGCACAUGUCUAA
Molecule: messenger RNA, 267 nt
Organism: Anthostomella pinea
Lineage: Eukaryota; Fungi; Ascomycota; Sordariomycetes; Xylariales; Xylariaceae
Source: the annotation of a GenBank genome assembly